This is a messenger RNA of Aspergillus calidoustus, 354 nucleotides long. NCBI's taxonomy places the organism in Eukaryota, Fungi, Ascomycota, Eurotiomycetes, Eurotiales, Aspergillaceae. The record is from the annotation of a GenBank genome assembly.
AUGGCCCUCGUAGUCAUCUACAACGGGCUAUAUGGUCCUGAUGACUUUGGUCUGUAUAUCCCCGCCGAUGAGGACGGUGGCGAUUACACCCCGGUCGACCGCGGCGACUAUGUGCAGGCCGUCCGCAACGCCCCUCACAUGCCAAACAAGAUCGCAUAUGACCUUGCAACAAAACUCCCUAUUGCAGCUGGCGGCACGGGGCUCUCUUUCUUCAACGUUCUGGGCGAUAAAUCCGACAUAACUGGUGCCAUCCAUUCAAUCAACAUCUUCUACGAGACUGAGGGCACCGGAAUUGGUACUGCCACGGAACGCAGCGGAUCUCACUCUUGGUGGUGUUGCGGCCUACAGGGGUGA